UAAUUUGAUUUUUGAGGCAAACGUGUUUUGUGACUUCGUGGCUCAACCAUUAACAGAUGUUAAUUUUGACGCAAUUUUGGUUUGCUGGUUAGCCUCAGCAGCACACAGUGAGUGAGAGCUUAGUUUGGUAAUGGAGAUGGCCACUUGUUCGUCUUCGUCUUCCUCCUCUCUAUUGGGCACCAAAUUCAGAUGCAUAUUCUCUCCAAACAACACCACCCAUUACAAAAAGAAGAAGACGACGACGAGGACGACCAUUCAGUACUCUAGCCCUCCACUUAAUGGCAGCACUAAAGCCAUGGCUGCUUCUGGAAGCCCCUCUUCUGGUGUUUGGAAUGGGCAUGCCGGGUUAAAUACCUUCACAUCUAAUACUACUAGUGCGAGUAAAACCACCAACACUAGGAUUUACACUCGGAUGGAUACUUGUUUGGUUAUACCUCCGCCCCUUGGGAAGAAACCCCGCGCCAUCAUCCAAUUCCUCGGUGGUGCCUUUAUCGGAGCUGUUCCUGAAGUCACUUACAGCUACUUGAUUGAGUUACUGGCGAAGGAAGGGUUUCUUAUCAUAUCAGUGCCGUACAAUGUGACCUUUGAUCAUGCCCAUGCUACUAAGCAAGUCUAUGAGAGAUUCAAUGCCUGCUUGGAUUCCAUCUUAACCUCUGGACUUCCCCGUUCUAAUCUAACGCCUGCCCAACUUUCUAAUCUUCCUCUGUUUUCUGUUGGUCAUAGUAAUGGUGCACUUCUCCAAGUACUCAUAGGGAGCUAUUUCUGUGACAAGAUACCAAAGGCCAAUGCCACAAUUGCUUACAACAACAGGUCAGCAACGGAGGCCGUGCCUUACUUUGAGCAGUUCGGCCCUCUAGUUAGACAAAUGAUGGCCAUUAUAGAAGCAUCCCCAGUUUAUUCAAUGGCUAGGAGUGCCUCAGAUGAAACGUGGAAAGUACUAGUUGAUGCAGCUGGAGCAAUUAUACCAAACAAUGAUCAGGAGACUCUAACUUCACUUAACAAAUUUGUUGAGCAGUUGCCCUCAGUGUUUGGUCAGGUCACCCAAGGGAUUUCAGAGUUCAAGCCAACACCCUCUGAAAAUCGUGAUUGUUUUAAGAGCUCGUACAAUAUCAAGCACACACUACUGGUGAAGUUCAACUUUGACACAAUUGAUGAGACAGAUCUUCUAGAAGAAACACUGAAAACUCGUGUGAAAUCAAUUGGUGGGACACUAGAAAAGGUCCAAUUAAGUGGUAAUCAUAUCACACCGUGCAUACAGGAACCGAAAUGGCAAGUAGGCAAUGUGUACACUCCAGCAGAUGCUAUGGCUCAGGGUCUUAAAGCUCUUUCCUUGAAUGAAACAAGAGUCCUAAUCAGAACCAUUAGCGACUGGUUCAGACGCUUUGAAGAUUGAAAUGCAGAGUUUCAAUGGAAGUAAAGGUUUAUAAGAAUGGACUGUCAGAAAUAAAACUGCAUGUAUACGACUGCUUAUAGGAUACAUUAUACAUGGAAUAGUGCCAUGGUGAGUGGGGGAGCGAUAGAUUAUAUAGGUGAUUUUUUACAACAGUAACCAAUUUGCAUGUCUAAAAAAAAUAUUUUUUACAACAGUAACGAAUUUGUAGGUCUAAAAAAAAUGUACUAUAAGAAAAUGGUUAAAGGUUGAUUGCCAAAUAAAUUGACUAGAAAAAUGAAGCUCUAUUUUGAUUUUGCUCAAAAGUCGAGAGGCUUGGUUCUAAAAGUAGAAGGCAGUCUUGCAACGUGUCAAGCACAGAGAACUUGUUGGUAAUUGCCGAAGGUGUUUGGCUGGUUAAUCAGCUUUUAGACUCUGCAUUUUUUCCUUCUUGUUAACUUAAUGAUGGAAAUUUGUUGGAUUUCAA
Messenger RNA from Ziziphus jujuba (common jujube), 1856 nucleotides. RefSeq lists its product as uncharacterized. Lineage: Eukaryota; Viridiplantae; Streptophyta; Magnoliopsida; Rosales; Rhamnaceae. The transcript is spliced from 9 exons. The record is from RefSeq and is a predicted model, not a curated record. The coding region runs from base 131 to 1393 and encodes 420 amino acids.